Messenger RNA from Pistacia vera, 852 nucleotides. Its product is annotated as outer envelope pore protein 16-3, chloroplastic/mitochondrial. Gene Ontology annotation, molecular function: transmembrane protein transporter activity. Lineage: Eukaryota; Viridiplantae; Streptophyta; Magnoliopsida; Sapindales; Anacardiaceae. Gene Ontology annotation, cellular component: TIM22 mitochondrial import inner membrane insertion complex. The transcript is spliced from 3 exons. The coding region runs from base 143 to 622 and encodes 159 amino acids. The record is from RefSeq and is a predicted model, not a curated record. Gene Ontology annotation, biological process: protein insertion into mitochondrial inner membrane.
GGAAAGACAAGUACUGCUUCAUUCAGUUGAAGCCUCAACACAAUUCUUAGUUGAACCCAUCUCUUUUACAGUGAAGAGUAAAAACACGCUCGCGCGUCUUCUUCGAAUCAGAUUAUCAAAACAACCUGUUUAGGAUAAAGUGAUGGACCCAGCAGAGCGUAGGUAUUUGGAGAAUGAUGAUACUCCUUUGAUGAAAACGUUUAAGGGUGCAACAAUGGGUUUGGCUACUGGGACUAUCUGGGGAACCGCUGUUGCUACUUGGUAUGAUGUGCCUCGUGUUGAGAGAAGUGUAGCGCUUCCAGGGUUGCUGAGGACGCUGAAGAUGAUGGGUAAUUAUGGUUUGACAUUUGCUGCUAUCGGGGGAGUUUACAUCGGCGUUGAGCAGCUCGUGGAGAAUUACAGGACGAAGAGAGAUUUUGUCAAUGGAGCUGUUGGAGGUUUUGUUGCUGGGGCAUCUAUUCUUGGCUUCAAAGGAAGAAGUAUUUCAACAGCUCUUUCUGCUGGCACAGCACUUGCUGUUACUUCUGCUUUAAUUGAUGCUGGCGGUCAAACUACAAGAGUAGACACCGGCAAGGAAUAUUACCCUUACACCACAAAGAAAAGAUCCACAGUUGAUCAAUGAUUUCUCAGUUCUACCAUCAAAAAGAAGCCAAGGGCAAAUCCAUGAGACGGAGUUGGUCACUGUGUUACUCAAACUUGCUGUAUGUUUGCUUCAGAGAUGUAACCAUACUCUAAGCUCUAUUUCAUUGUUUUAACUUGUAAGUUUUUAGAGCGUGAACAGAUGUUUGGAAUAAAUAAGCUGUCAUUUUGCUCUGCUAGAUGCAGUUCUGAAUUUGAGGCCAUUUUUCAUAA